CAGUGAGCGUCAGUGUGGAUCGGGCAACGGAGCCAGGCAGUAUGUGACAUAGGAAGACGUCGAUUUUACAGUCGACGAGGUGCGUUGUCAUAUUUGCGACGAGGGAAGCUCUCUGGAACGGACGUGAGUGGACUGGACCAGCAGGUUUAGAGCUAGACUCGCUCUCAAGGUAGAAAAGCGCUUUCUGUUUAGGGAGUUGCUAGCUGGCAACUUCGCCAGUGGCCGAGGACGCUUGAACCUCCGACUCAGCUGACGGCGCGUACAUGUUUGCGAAGUGGUCAAGCGUCCGCGGGUAAGAAGGACCCUAGCAACCCUGUGACGCCAUAAAAUGACCAUGGAUCACAUGUUAUCUUUGAGCACACAAAAUCCAUUAUCGAUCUUAGUGCAGUUCGGCAUAAUGGCAUGGAACAACACCUGUGGAAAUGAAAAUUGUUCCGGUCAUGGAGAGUGCCAUAAUGGGACUUGUCUAUGUGAGAUCCAAUUCGACGGAUCGGAGUGCCACGUCCCUAAUUUCAGUUAUUACAUCGCCUUUGCCAGCAUGUUCUUCAUUCUGGCAUUUGUUUGUCUUACACAGCUGGUAAUGUGUAUCGUCGCCGAGUGGCAAAAAAUGAAGGCUCCUUCGUUUCUACGGGCCUGCAGAGUGACGACCCAAAAAGUACUCUACUUUGUUGUGUUCCUCGCCUCCAUUAUCCGAGGAGCUUACUUUACCUCUCCAACUGCUUUCAAAGGGGGAUGGUCUAGAAGUUUGCUGUCUGCGUACUAUCCAUUUCUUUUGAGUGGUUCAUCCUUGAUCGUGUGCUUCUGGGCUGAAGUGUUUCACCUAAGAGAUAUCCGAUGGGACAAGCCUCAAUUCUUGUCGAAGACCUUCUUAGCUUUCGUUAUCUUCAACUUUAUGACCUACUCGGUUCUGCUGGCAGAAUUUAUCAUAACGCAGACAAACUCACAGGAGGACCAGAGUUUUUACACCCACAUCUUCAAUGGCUGCUAUGCGGUGCUUCUCUUCAUUGUCGUCGUCUUCUUCUUGAUCUAUGGUGUCGAAGUAUUCUUCAAGGUUCGUGGGGGUUUCUUGAACGAACAUCAAGUAACAUCCAUCGCUACGAGCAAACGAACUCCGAAUGACUCCAAAUCACACGAGGAAGAUCCAGUGACGGCGAAAUUAUUCGAACCUAUACCAACCACCUCCAACGCGCCAAUCGACAUAAGACAACAAGUGGACACUUCGCAGCUCCACCAGUCAAGGUUCGGAUUGCUGUUCCAGGCUUUCAUGAUGUUCAUCAUCGUGGGAUUCCUGUUCAGCGAAACUCUCAGCGAAUUUUGGAAAACAAAAGUACCACUGUACAGCAGAAACUGGCACGACGUAGUUUUCCGAGUCAUCGAAGUUGGUGUUGCCUUAUGGUUCCCCUGUGUAUUGUGGAAUUGCAUGAGCCCCGAACAACUGUGGAUCCUCAACCCGAAGAAGCUCCUGAAGAAGUUGGACCUAGAGCAUCCAAAGCCCUUGAAGGAGGUGGAGCUGCAAGAAAAAAAUGGAAGUUCAUCAGUCACCGAUGGAACGUCAAUUAGCAGCAAGGAUUGCUGGAUCUGUUACGACAGCGAAAGACAUGAUGCCGGAGCGUUGAUUCAACCUUGCCAAUGCAGAGGAGACGUCAGCGCGGUCCAUCACGAUUGUUUGCGUCGCUGGCUUGUCGAGAGCUCCAUGAAUGCCGAUAGCCUCGCCUGCAAAGUCUGCGGGUCAAAGUACAACGUGGAACACGCGACCAGGCUCGACUGGCAGAACAGUUUGACGUUUCGACACUGUCUACAGACCAUUGCUAUUGUCACGACCAUGUGCGGCUCGUCCGCCGCCGCGUGGGUGCUCAUUCAACUUGUGGAGGGACCGAUAAUUCGAAUGCUGGCCGCUGGGGCGGCUCUGUUGGUCAUGUACGUCUGCAUAAGGUUCUUGAGCUUGAACACGGUCGUGGCCUAUCAGCGUGCCAAAAUUUCAUCGGUGAACAUCGUAGAGUCUGACGGUAGCUCCACUAGCCAGGUGAAUACAAUCAGUCACACGAUUUCGGUAGACGUGGCGAAAACCGAGAGAGUAGCCAUUUAGGCAGGACGGCUGCCCAGUCGAAACCAUUUUCGAUACCAUAAAAUAACUAAUGUUUAAGAGGGCGGAGGAGUGAUAUUCUAUUCAACGAUCGACUCAGCCGGUAAAAAUGAAAGAGAACCCUGAAAUCGAGAAGGCAGACAUGCAAAAGAUACCUCAACCGAGGUAACUGCAUCGGAGAGCAACAGGAAUCUGACGGGUGUAACUCUAACCUCAAUACAUCGCGACUAUUAGAGUGAACCUCCUAACCUCUUUGGAGUACUGCACAUCGGACACGUAUGUAAACCAUGAAGUAACAUCGAACUCCUACUUCCAUGUAAAAGUAACCCCAUAUUUUGUUGCCAAGUUAGCCAAUAGUAACAUUAGCGACUCUUGUGAAUAAUUUCAAUGUUUAUACAUUUUUCACAAAAGGCCAUCAUGAUGUCAUCUAAUAAAUACUUAAACUAUUUUACGUAACAAUUAGGUAAAACACCUUGAAAAUUAAACGACGAACAUUUCAAUUAAAAAAAAAAAAAAAAAAGACAAACGAAGAGUCAUGUUAGGACAAGAGCCAAAAGGAUUCUAAGCUUCAACAUUCCAGUUUUCCGUACAUUCCACGGAAAACUAUGCAUUUUUUAGAAUCAAGCCAAAAAGCUACACCUCUUUCUUCGUUUAAUGGGAAACCCAAUUUAUCGUAACUUUUGUACCUUGAUCUCUCGUCUCUGAUUUGUUUUGUUUGUAACAUAUUUGUUAUUACAAUUCUUUGUAAUGUAUGUUCAAAUUAUGAUAUUAAGUUGACGGGUAAAAGGAGGUUAUGUUUAUUAUCAUCUAGAAACAGAAUCAUGAAGUGCAAAAGUAAAAUAGAAAUUCUCGUAAUUUACAUUGCAUAUGAGUCUCGUGACAUAAAGUACCGAAUUUACUGCAAAGAGAAAAACUACGUAAAAUAGUAAUAUAGUAUUAAAACAAAAAAACUAUGUAAAAUAGUAAUUUAGUAUUAAAAAAAACAAUGUAAAUUACCAAGGGUAUUUUAUUUUAUCCAACCCUGAAAUUGACUAACCUGGCAUGAAAACAUGGGGUCAGAAUUUUCUGAAAAGAUCCAUGAAACGGAAGCCCCUUAUGUUACUUCAUGACGUAGACGUUCAAUUCGGAGAAUUAUAUUAGACUGACUGCAUCGGCAUGUCGUUGCCGAUACAGACAUUUAGGGUACUUUUUCACUUUCGGUAUUGCUGUAAAAUUGCAUACAGCAAAACACUUUGAUUGUUUAAAAAUAGGUUAAUAUCAUGAAGGACAUUUACAUAUGUUACCUUACAUAAAGUACAAGGACAGUUACGUAUGUUACACCAAUUGUGUAAACUAUUGAUGUGAAACGUGUAAACGCCGUUUAACGCCGUUGUUACCGGUAAAGUCAGAGUAAAACUACGUUAACACGAUAUUUAACGCCAGAUUUAUAAAACCGGUGUGGGACAGAAUGUGUAAAUAUACCGUUGAAUGAUUCGGAAAGAAUAGGGAGACUAUCGGAGCAUUUUGUUGAAUGAAAUUUUGCAGCAAUGCACGUGAAAAUGUACCUUUAAGCUUACAAUGUAAGCUUGCCACCCGGUGAAGAAAUGUAAGCCGAUCGGUGUUGUCAAUCGAGAAGUUGCAAAAAAUUAUCGUCGGAUUCUAACCUAACAAACUACUCCGAUCUUUUGUACGCCGCUCGGUCUGGCGAAUGCAGUGUUAAUCGUAAUGGAAUAACCGCUAAGGUUAAGGUGGUACUCUUAAUGUAAAAUCGCCAACAUACCAAAUACCAGUGUAGAAAGUAUAUAACAUACUGCGAAAGGAAUCAUAUAAGAGAAGUCUAAUCGAAGUUUAUAAUUGGAGAGAACGACAAAGAAGGGUAAUCGGCUGGCUAAUAGUUUACGAUAGAGAGUACAUAUUUUAGAUGUUGGCUGCCAAUUUGUAAUCAAUUGUUGCAACCGUUUUAGAACUGUCAGAGGACCCAUUUAAUGUUAUUCUUUUAUUAAGUUUAAGAGAAGAGAGAAAGAAAAGGGAAAAACGUUACGAGCUGUCCUAGCUGCAGCAGUUUUGUGGUUCUUUAGUGGCCCAAAGUCUUUUCAUUCGGCGGAAUCGACGCCUCUAUAUUUAUAUUUAGAUAGAUAUAUAUAUAAAGCACACUGAUAGAAAUGCCCAUGUAAAUUUACAUACUCAAUCAUUGGUUAUAUCGAUGCCACGAUAGAUUGCAAUAAAGGUGCACCGUAUCUCUGUAAUAUCACAUUCAAUGUCUGAGUUAAAUUAAUCAAGAUUAUAAUGUAACGUUACAUUAAAUUCUAGUGGAAAUGCACUAAUACGGUUAAUGUACAAUGUUAGGUGUGUUUAUAUAUUUUUCUAAUUUGUAAUCAGACGAUUUUGGGUUUUCCCAUGCGAAAGCUUAUGUUACGAAGUGUGUAAAACUGUAUGUAAAUGUUCAUAGAUUUUUAUCAGUGCGGGCGACCGUUCUCCAUAAUUUGCCAUAAUAUUGUAUAUAUACCCAGAUAGACAAAGUGAUGGAAAAUUUUCAUGAAAUUUGCCUCAUACCAUGAUCAUGAAUUUCUAUCUGGGAUAUGUUUCGUGUCCGCACGAGAGUUAAAAAAAAAAAUUACACACUAAAACUUAUAUAUAUUUUUUCUUUUUCAACGCUUGGAGAGCUCUUACAUAUGGUACAGGCAGCCCUUUAUAUAUCGUGUACAUAGCGUAGCAUUAGUGGCAUAUUAUUAUCGUGUCACACUUUUUUUUACGUAAACUGUACGUAUGGAUUAAGAGUCGGGAGGAUAUGCGUUAACGGGUGUACAAGAGGUAUUGUUUAUGUUCUUAAUUUAUAUAAGAUAUUCUGGCCUCGAGCAGCUGUAUCGGUGAGAAUGUAGACGUAGUAUUAACCAUAGAGAACUGUACGUUUGAAAGGACGUUAAAGGAUAAGAGAUUGUUUAAUUUCAAGCAUUAUUCCCUACAUGUACCGUCGUACAACGCUCGUUCACGUCUUGGGAGGAGAUUGCUUUUCCUUUUUUUUUUUUUUUUCAUAUAUAUCGACGAAGUGUAACAAUUGUUUGCCUUGUUUAUGUUGUGUACAAUGGCGGACAUGAAUGCCUCCCCUGCAGACACGACAUCGCCUGUGCAGGAUGGGAGGCAUUGAUGUCUCCCAGUGGACUCUGUAUGAACAAGAGGCGAAGAGUCUAAUAAUAGGACGAUGAGCGUUUCUUCAAUCUCGAGAUAUGUUAUCAAACUACUACCGUCAAACUGUAUAUAGAGAAACCGUAGGACGCUACGAGGGAAUAUAGUGAUAAGCUGUGAUAAUACGGGAGUGUGUGAAACCUGACGGUGUUGUCCCCAAAAUAAAAUCGACAAGCAAUA
Molecule: messenger RNA, 5425 nt
Organism: Orussus abietinus
Lineage: Eukaryota; Metazoa; Arthropoda; Insecta; Hymenoptera; Orussidae
Exons: 10
Coding region: 329-2086 (585 amino acids)
Molecular function (GO): zinc ion binding
Source: RefSeq, a predicted model, not a curated record